This is a messenger RNA of Hibiscus syriacus, 2518 nucleotides long. RefSeq names its product TMV resistance protein N-like. The record is from RefSeq and is a predicted model, not a curated record. Lineage: Eukaryota; Viridiplantae; Streptophyta; Magnoliopsida; Malvales; Malvaceae. Gene Ontology annotation, biological process: defense response. The transcript has 5 exons. Gene Ontology annotation, molecular function: ADP binding. Bases 175 to 840 code for a protein of 221 amino acids.
UGUAGGCACGAAUCAGAAUUUAUUGGAGACAUUGUUAGAAAAAUAUCCGCAAAAUUAUGUCAAACGUAUCCACUUGUUCAUGAUGAGUUGGUUGGAAUUAGUUCACGCGUGGAAGAGUUGUAUUCGAAAAUAGAGAUCGGGGAAGAUGAUGUCCGCAUUAUAGGAAUUUGCGGAAUGGGCGGCAUUGGUAAAACAACUCUCGCAAGAGUUGUUUACGACCAAACGUCGUCUCAUUUUCAAGUUAAAGGCUUCAUCGCUGAUGUUCGAGAAUUUGCAGGCAAAUUUGGACUUGUUUCUCUACAGAAACAACUUCUUUUCCAGAUCUUGUCUGAAGAAGGUUUCAAUUUUUUCAAUGUUCAUGAAGGGAAUGCCAUAAUUAGCCAGAGGUUGUCUCACAAAAAGGUUCUUGUUGUUAUUGAUGAUGUGGAUAAUGAACAACACUUGAAAUGCUUGGUUGGAAGGCGUAAUUGGUUCGGUUUAGGAAGCAGAAUCAUUGUAACAACAAGAGAUGAACAUUUGCUCCAAUCUUACCGAGUCGAUGACGUGUAUAAGCCUACAACAUUGAAUGACAGUGAUGCACUUCGGCUUUUCAAUUUGAAACCUUUUGAUAGUGAGACAGUAUCGGAAAAUGUUUUCAUUGAGCUUUCUAAACAUGUUGUAGAAUAUGCAAGUGGCCUUCCCUUAGCUCUUGAAGUUUUGGGUUCGUUUUUGUGUGGUACAGAUGCAACUCAAUGGAAAAGUGCAAUCAAAAGGCUUGAAAAAGAUUCUAACAAAGAAAUUCUCGACAAGCUUCGAAUCAGCUUCGAUGGAUUGGAAGAAAGGGAGAAGAUAUAUUUCUAGAUAUAGCAUGCUUCUUCAAUGGGGAGGAGAAAGAUUUUGUAAUCAAAGUAUGGGAUGGUUGUGAGUUUUUCCCGGAUAUUGGAAUCGAUGUUCUCAUUAAGAAGUCUCUACUAACAGUUAAUGAAAAUAACAAAAUUGUGGAUGCAUAACUUGCUACAAGAAAUGGGAAGAAAAAUUGUUAGGGAAAAAUCUAUUGAGGAACCUGGAAAACGUUGUAGAUUGUGGGAGGAAAAAGGCGUCUAUCAUGACACUGCAACAGAAGGGAUUGAAGGCAUGAUCAUUGACAAUAAAGGGGAAUCGAAGAAGAGGCUCAAUUUGAAUGUGGAUGCCUUCUUGAAGAUGAAAAAUUUGAGAUUGCUCAAAGUCCUUUGCCUCUCAAACUGUGAUGAUCUGAAAUAUCUUUCUAAUGAGCUUCGACUUUUAGAUUGGACAGGAUAUCCUUUAAGAUUCUUGCCUCCAAGCUUUCAACCCGACAACCUUGUUGCUCUUCUCUUGCCAUACAGUCGUAUCGAACAACUAUGGAAGGGAAACACUCUCUUGUUCAAGUUGAAAGUGCUCAACCUCAAAGACACCAGACUUCGCGACAACCCCAAAUCUGGAAAUUUUGAUAUUGGAGGGUUGAAUAAAAAUAGUAGAUGUUCAUUCCUCGAUCGGAGUUCUUUCGAGGCUUCAACUUUUGAAUUUAAGAAGCUGCAAAAGUCUUAGGAAUCUCACAAGCAAAAUAGGAGGGUGCAGUUCUCUAAAAAGUCUUGAUCUUUCUGGUUGUUAUAAAGUUGAGAAUUUACCAAAGAAUUUGCAGCAAGUUGAGUUUCUGGAAGAGCUUGACUUGAGUGGAACAGCCAUUGCAAAACCGCCUCCUUCAUUUUCCAAUUUAAAAAUCUUAAAGUUCUGUCUUUCAAUGGGUGCAAGGGAACAUCAUCUAAGUUUGGAACAAAUCUACCUUCUCUUUUCCAAGUUUUCCGAAGAGGAAGUAUAGAGUCCUUGCCUCUAAUGUUACAUUCAUUGUCAGGUUUGACUUCAUUAACUAGCUUGAAACUAAAGGACUGCAAUCUUUGUGAAGGAGAUAUUCCUAGCGAUAUUUCUUGUCUAUCCUCUUUGAUAACUCUUGAUCUCAGUGGUAACAAUUUUCGUCAGCAUACCUUCGUCUCUUUUUCUACUUUUCAAGCUUCAAUAUCUUGGAUUGUCAAAUUGCAAGGAGCUUAGAUAUUUGCCUUGGUUUACAAUUACAGAAGGUGUAAACAUAGAUGGUUGUUCUUCUCUGGAACUAGUUCCUAAUAAGGUAUGUAAUUCAGUGGGUGGAGCACGGUUUAGGGGUCUUCACUGCUAUAGAUUGGCUGAGAAUAUCAAUGCUUAUACAUUACAUAUUAAGCAACAUGUAAUUUCAAGAAAAGGGUUUGAUGCUGUUGUACCUGGAAGUGAAAUCCCAAAAUGGUUCAGCCAUCAAACAGUUGACUCGUCAAUCAAGAUACCACUGCCUAACAAUAUUUGGAAUGAUUGUCAAUGGAUGGGAGUUGCUUUCUCCUGCAUUUUUGUCGAUGAUGAUGCUUUGAGGGAUGAGGAACUCACAUGUGAAGUUGUUAUUCAUCAUAGAAAAUCUGGACAAGCUAGUUGUGAUGGAUCUGUUUCUUGGGUUAAAAAUCAUCAGCAUGUCAUAUGGAGAUGCUGGAUUUUUAAUAAA